AUGUCUACACACACCGUUGUCAUAAUUGGCGCCUCCUUCGGUGGACUGGCUGUUGCGCACGGUCUCCUGAAGAGUGUCUUCCCGCAAUUGCCAAAUGGGAAGGAGUCGUACAAAGUCGUUCAGAUUGCCCCUAAUGAAGAGUUCUUCUGGAAGAUCGGGGCUCCCAGGGUGAUCGGAAACCCGAACUCGCUGCCCCUCGAGAAAGCCCUGAUCCCAAUCGCCCCCGGCUUCAAAGCGUACUCGCCAGAACAAUACCAAUUCAUCAAGGCAUACGCCACCGCGAUUGAUUCCUCAACCAAGACUGUUCAAACCAGUUCUAACGACGCUAUCCACUAUGACUCCCUUGUCAUUGCGUCCGGCACAACGUUCGCAACUCAUCUGUGGACCAUCACAGACGGCUCCGAGCCCUUGAAGCAAGCCAUCCACGAAAUCCACCAGAAACUACCCGACGCGCAGACCAUUCUGAUCGCCGGUGGUGGCGCGGCCGGCGUCGAGACAGCCGGUGAGCUGGGCGAGGUCUAUGGGAACAAGAAGGAUAUCACACUGCUGUCGGGCUCUACAGGCCUGCUCACGAGACUUCACAACAAGAAGAUGGGUGCCGAGGCGCAACAGAGGCUCGAGAAGAUGGGAGUCAAGGUCAUCCACGACAACCUGCGCGUCACCGAGCACACUACCGAGAAUGGCAAGGAGGUAUUGAAACUGAGCAACGGGGAGACGAAAACAGUCGACGUGUACAUCGAGGCCACUGGCGACAAACCCAACAGCAAAUUCGUGCCGCAGGAGUGGCUCGACGACAAGCAGAGGGUCAAGACGGAUCCUCACACUCUCCGCCUGGAUGUGCCAGGUGUCACUGGCGUCUAUGUCAUUGGCACGGUCGGCAGCUACUCGGACGGUUCUGUCGUUGACGUUAAAUUUGCGACACCAGCCAUCCUGGAAAGUAUCAAGUUAGAUCUGCAGGGCAAAGGUGGUCCGCGAACCAACAAGAUCUACAAGAAAAUCCAAAGCGACAUGCAGUUCGUCCCCAUCGGCUCUCAGGGUGGCGUUGGCAUCGCCUUUGGCUGGAAGCUGCCCAGUUUCCUGGUCAAGAUGGCCAAAGCCAAGGACUUCAUGAUUGGCAACGCCGUUAAGACCGUUGAAGGCACGGCUUAA
Molecule: messenger RNA, 1149 nt
Organism: Cladophialophora yegresii CBS 114405
Lineage: Eukaryota; Fungi; Ascomycota; Eurotiomycetes; Chaetothyriales; Herpotrichiellaceae
Exons: 2
Coding region: 1-1149 (382 amino acids)
Cellular component (GO): cytoplasm
Molecular function (GO): flavin adenine dinucleotide binding; electron-transferring-flavoprotein dehydrogenase activity
Source: RefSeq, a predicted model, not a curated record